GUUCCGAAAUCGGUGCUUCGAACGACGAACUACUCUACAACUCAAUGGCAACGUUAGACCUGAACUUACCGGCCGGAUUGCCACCUGAGGGCGUCACAGCGAAUUUCGAAAAUCCUCCCAACAACAAUGCACUGGCUUGGGGAGUUCUACUCCUCUGUCAGGUGAUAUCAACUGUUUGCCUGGUACUUCGCGGCUAUGCCCGAGUGUUUCUGUUGAGAAAGUUCAGUGCCGAAGAAGGUAAAUACAAGACGCAAGCACGGGCGCUGUGGUUUUUUCUAAUCGGUACUAACACAUCUAGUUUUUAUCUUGCUCGCAUUAUCGAAGUUCCUGGAUUUUUCGUUCACCAGUGGAAUGUACUCUUACGUGAUGUCAUUCCAAUGAACUACGUGAGUCAACCUCAACUCUCCGUUUUUGAGCAUUGCUAUUCUUCCCUAUCUGGCUUCUUUGAUUCAUGUUUCAGUUUCGACGAAGAAAAUUAC
This is a messenger RNA of Clonostachys solani, 479 nucleotides long. The record is from the annotation of a GenBank genome assembly. Lineage: Eukaryota; Fungi; Ascomycota; Sordariomycetes; Hypocreales; Bionectriaceae.